CUACGCAAGCGCAGAUUCUGGCGCGAAAUUUCUCUCUAACAACAGACAACAUUCUGUCCAGUGAUCAGUUGUAGGUUCCUAGUUUUUCGGUUCUUUUUUCUCCAUCUUCUAUCGACCUAUCGUUUUUUUUGCGCCAUUUUAGAAUUUAAUAAUUUAAGAUGCCUCACGGAUCUGAAUUAGUGAACAACCGUUCGAGUGAGUACGGAAAUCAACACGAUCGUAAUGAACGAGACCGAUACCGCAGACGCAAGGAAUUCCAAUUCCAUGUCCCUCGGCAGUCUGACAGGAAAGGCUCUUCAAACGGGUCUCCAUCUAGAACAGGAAAUGGGAACAGGCAUGAUAGCAGAGAGUUCAGUCCAUUACGCAGCCCUCUUCGACCAAACCAACCACAGUACGAGAAAGAUGGAGAGAACAGAGACAGGAGAAAUCGCCGAUGGGCCAGAGAGCAGAGAUAUGGCGUGGACAAUGAUGGCAAGGAAGCUCCCAGAAGCAAGAGACAAGUUAAUGCUCAGAGUCGUCCCCUUCAGAAAAGCGAUAGCAACAUUUCUGCAGUAAUCGGAGGAAGGCAGGAUGUGGUAGAAGAGAAGCAAGCCCUGCCAGAGCGCGCUAGACUGACCAUGCGUCAGAAUAGUAGCAGCAGCACUGGCAAUACCAGCUGGGGGGACAUGGUGGAGGAGGCUGAAGAGAAGGAGGAGGAGAUGAAGAAAGGACUAACUUCCUACAAGGAGUUCAUUGAAAAUAUGAAUUAUGAGACAACUGGACCAAAGAAAGAGUUGGAAGAGAACAUUGAAAUUCUCUUGAGAAGACAGAAGCAGUUAGAGUAUGGGAAGAACAAUCUGGUCUACCGGAACUAUGUCACUGCAUUGCCCAAGCAUAUGCGUGAGUCGGGACAUCCCAAAACUCCAAACAAGUUCCUGAAGAUGAGUCGUCGACGGUGGGACGGGCAGGUGCAGGUGUGGAGGCGGGUACUGCAUAACUGGUCUGGAGAGAAUGAAGCCAUUAGCUCUGUCGGGGAUGACUUCGAGAUCAUCUCCAACAAUUCCGAAGCAUCUGACAGGUCGUCCUUUGCGGACGUAACCCCGGCAACGCCCCCCAGCUCUCCGUUCGGCUCUGUCAUCGCAGCGUCAUCAGCCACGACGGUGACGCAUGCGUCGCCGAUAGCUGGGACUCUGCCACAGUCCGAGCUCACAUCUGACAUUCUCACGAUGGCGCUAAGCGAGUUUGGUAGCGAUUCCCGCAUCCCUGCGGCGCAGAAAGGCAUGAGUUUCCAGGGUAGAAUCCAGGAGGCAGCAGCAGGCUCUGGCAACACCCAGGACCUUUAUGAUUUUGUGCUUCUGCAGGGAAGCUCGGAUCACACUGCGGAGGAGGAUGCUUGCGCAGCCUCCAAUAGAGAUGCGAGCGAAAAGUUCUGGGAAGGCUUCAAUUUAGAUGAGGCUCUUGCGUGCGACGAUGAUGAUUUCCUCCACCUGUGACCAUGGCAACGACAAUUUCUACCUGCAACCGUAACAAUGUCGUCGCGAUGUAAAACCGGGACGGUCGUGGCUUCGAUUCAGCUUGCAAUAAAAACUUGAAAUAAGAUGUCGAGUAAAAAGUUUCUGAUUCGUAAGCAAUUUUCUCGUGCAUGAUGCAGACUUCCUCCUCCAUCUAUGACUAUAAAAAGUUGUUGCAGUAUGUAGAAAGUGAGGUGGCCAUGCAUAUCAGUAUGUAGAAAGUGAGGUGGCCAUGCAUAUCAGAGAAUGAAUUUUGCAAUAUACCUAUAAACGUGACUGGCAAGUUUUUAUGCAGUGAUGGCAUUAAUGUCAUGAGUUCAUCUAUUAAAUGUUGGGUUUACAGUGCAACCAGAUCAAACAAAACAUUUUUAUGUAAAGCAAUGCAGCAUAAUUUUUUAAUAUAGCUAUAGUGUGUGAAUCAUUGUUUAUUUUAGUUUAAGGAAAAUGUUAGUAAUCAUCGUAUUAUAGUGCGUGUUUCCGUGUUAAAGAACUCAUACAAAUUACAUAAUUUGGUAUUGUUUCUGGUUCACAACAGAUGUGACCUGGUUAAAAUUAAUGCGUUUGGCUAGGUUAUUACUAUUUUGCGAUGGUUUCGUUUUGUGCAUAUAACAGUAUAGCAGUUUGUUUGGUUUUAGUCUAAUAAGCUUUUCCUUUUACUACAAUUGAAACAUGAUGAGUGUUUUUGGCCUUUUUUACGUGUUACAGUGUAAUCAGUAAAGUAUUUAAAAGUAUUUAACUACAACAUUUAUGACCUGAAUCGAUUGUUACAUAAUUUGAGGGCUAAUCAAAUCUUGGCUCUGAAGUGUUGUAUCGUACACCAAUGCAUUCACACUCUAGAUGUCCGUGUUCUAAUGUAUAUAGUACGUUAAAGAUUACACGUUAGAAACUGGUUUUAUGCCCAUUUACCAAACAUGGCUUCAUGCUGUUUUAUGAGUGUUAAAAACUUGUAAAUAUACAUAAUUUUGAAGUCAUGAGAAAACUCCAAAUGCAAAUGACGCCUUUUACAUCUCUUGAUUAUAACUUUAAUAUUCUGACACUCCAAUCUCAGUGUGUAGAGAUGUCUCAACUGGAGAUAGGGUACCUCGACUCAUCAGCUAAACUUGUCUUAUGUGAGAUGUUUCACACGCGCCGACGUUGAAACGUUUGGGUGUCUGUUAGUACAUUCUGUGAUAGAUGCAUGAGGAAUAGAUAUAUAUACAAUUUAAUUUCAAUAACAUUUAUUUUAAAAUCUCGCUGUGUUUUGACUGUGGUAACCUAGGGCAUGUAACGUGCUGUGCACGACUCGUGUGUUGAGACAAGGCCUGUGGAGAUCGGCCGAGACUAAAAUAAAUGUUAUACAUAUCUAUUACUCAUGCAUCUAUCACAAAUGUACUAACCUACACGCAAACGUUUUAAUAUCAUGCAUGUGAAACAUCUUACAUGAGUUAGCCGGUGAGUCGAGUUGACUACGGACCAUACAAUUUACAUUAACUGAGGUUUGACUAAGCAUGUCAAAAACCUACGCAUUCCAUAUGCAAUUUCCAAACGUGAUCGCAUGCGCAACUCCUUACACAGUGAGCAACUACUGACCUUGUAAAUUAUCAAAUGUAAAAGUGCUACAGUUACAUUUAUUAAUUCUAGAGGUAAGUCAGUAUAGGCAUGUGUGUAUGAUAAUAUAUGCAUAUUUAUGUACACUCUUACCUACAUUGUCUGUUGUACGUCACACACAUAGCUGGCCACAGACACGAGACCUCUUGUUUGUGAUUCUGCAGAGGAAUGUGUGGCAAGAUUGUGUAUUGUAAAGGAUCAUUUGACGACGUUUACGUGGUAUUAGGCAACGGAGUAAAUACUUUCAUGGUAACGCAAUGUUAAUUUACCAUCAUUUUAUUUAAAACAGCCAAAACGGCACAAUUAACCCCUUUAAAACGGUCCUAUAGUGCCUGUGCACAUGUAGCAUUCGUGCUUGCACACCAUCCUUAUCUAUUCCUAUUUUUAUAAUGCCCGAUUAGUUUAGCACAUAUAUGCGAGCUAUAUUAUAUAUACCUUGGUCCCAAACUAGGAACUGAGCGUAAGUGUAUAGUAGUCCCUUCUAUUCUAGAUCUCCCGCUACAGCGGUGUGCUCUCGCUAGAUAAUAGCAUUUCGAUAAUAAAUACAUUUCAAUCGAUUGUAAA
Molecule: messenger RNA, 3641 nt
Organism: Priapulus caudatus
Lineage: Eukaryota; Metazoa; Priapulida; Priapulimorpha; Priapulimorphida; Priapulidae
Exons: 8
Coding region: 159-1472 (437 amino acids)
Biological process (GO): mRNA 3'-end processing by stem-loop binding and cleavage; mRNA transport
Cellular component (GO): cytoplasm; histone pre-mRNA 3'end processing complex
Molecular function (GO): mRNA binding; histone pre-mRNA stem-loop binding
Source: RefSeq, a predicted model, not a curated record